Molecule: messenger RNA, 3210 nt
Organism: Gregarina niphandrodes
Lineage: Eukaryota; Apicomplexa; Conoidasida; Eugregarinorida; Gregarinidae
Product: putative WD-repeat protein
Exons: 1
Coding region: 1-3210 (1069 amino acids)
Biological process (GO): maturation of SSU-rRNA
Cellular component (GO): Pwp2p-containing subcomplex of 90S preribosome; small-subunit processome
Molecular function (GO): snoRNA binding; protein binding
Source: RefSeq, a predicted model, not a curated record
AUGGUGAAGUCUUACUUGCGGUACACUUAUGACACGCCCUUUGGGAUUGUGGCGUCUCCCGAGUGCAAUGUUGGCUAUGUGGACGGUUUAGUAUUUACUGGCUGUAAUGAGUCGAUAGGGGUGUGGGAUAGUUCGGAAGCAGUGUGUCGUAAGAAGUUGGCUCCUUUUGUGGAUACUAACGAAGAACUGGCUCGGUAUGAGACUGUAACGCAUCUGCAUACCAACUCAUUGCGGCCUGAGCUGGUGAUGGCGGGGUACGAAGACGGAAACGUGCGCAUUUGGAACCACAGACAAGGCACUGUCGAAGUGAAUUUUCACGGACAUCAAAGACCGAUAACUUGUAUCGCAUCCAGCUUGAACUGCGAACUGCUGGCAACCGCCGCCUCAGACCGUGAUAUAGUCGUCUGGGACCUCGAAAACCGCGAAGGGAAAUACCGGAUGCCAGGCGAGGCCAUUACGUGCAUGGAGUUCCUGUAUUCCGCCAUCGAUAGUCCAGCCGUCGGUAGUCCAGAGAGCGUCUGGUCUACGGAACCUACUCACUUGCUUAGUGGCGGACUUGACGGCUUCCUCAGGGUCUGGGACCUCAGCUCGCAGUCUUUGGUCGCAGCGGUCAGCACGCACGGACUCAAGGCCAUUCAUUCCCUCCGAGUCACUCCGGAUCAGGCGUACGUUAUUGUGGGGCUGGCGGGAACUACCGUUGAGGUCUUUGAGCUGAAGAACAACAACCCGAUAUAUGCUGGCACACUAUCCAGAUCUCAAGCACGACGUCAAAAAAAGGUUAACUCUAUCGUCAUCAUAGCUCUAGAGCAAGGGGAGGCGGGCAGUCAGGGAUCUUCUGGACAGCGACCAGGAGUUCCACGAUCGGAUGGUCAGACGGAUUUAGUCAAUUAUAAGAGGUUGCCGGACGGUCGUUGGAUUUCGGACUUGGGAGACCAGUGGUUGUACAGGGACUGUCGCCUUGUGAUAUUAUUGAGCGCGUUUUCAGAGCAUGUCGAAGUCAUUUUAAGUUACGACUUGAAACGACAGCAGGAGCGCGAAGUGCGCGCUCUGGCCAGAAGGCUAAGAAGAUAUCGACAGCAACUGGUCAAGCAACAGGCCGGUGAAGAAGUCAUGAAUGAGAUGAAAGCUCUGCUGGGAAAGAACUGGAAGAGCUCUCAGCUAGAGAACAGAAAGACAGACCAGUUGACCAAGGCAAUCGAACGUGUCCAAGAGUUUAUCGAGGUUAAAAAGGGGCGCACAGUGAAGAACAGUGGCGACCAGGGCAAUUCAGCGAGCAGUGGAACGCCAGACAAAAAGCGACCCUUGGAAGACCAACCCUUGGAGGACCAAGACGAAGACGCCAUCCGGGAAGCUCUUGGCGACCAGCAGGAUGUCAAGGACGCAAGUGCGUUCGGUGUGCGCUUUCGUAUGCUGGAGGAGACUCUGGAAACCGUCGGUCGAGCCCUAUGUUGUGUAUGCGGCGCUUCGAGAAGGAACCGCAAUGAAGUUGUUGUGAUUUUCUCCACUGCCCAAAACUGUCUGGAGAGGUACAUUCUGGAUCUAGCAGCCUUUUUCGUGAGCAAGGAUCUUUCUGCGAAAACUCUGGGGGAAGACCUUCCUUUGAUGACGCGUUGUGCUCUAGCAAGGUCUCUUCUAGGGGGGUGUGACUCCUUGGACGAGAGCGCAAGUUGUAUUGCCAUUAGUCAUAGCAAUGAUUUGCUACUUGCCGUAACCAAAGAUGGAAUUUCUCUUUGGGAUUUGAAACGUCAAAUCUGUAAUAUCAAGCUAAACAAGGCUGCCAAACUAUGGGACAAAGGCCACAAGGCUACCGCAGCAUUCUUCUGCGCUGGCGACAAGCUAAUGCUUGUCGGAGACACGCACGGAUCUCUCAACCUCAUCAAUCAUCAGGCUGCGCGCAAUAUAUACUCCUACACCAAUGCUCAUAAUAAAGAGAUAAAAGCUCUAGCUCUGUGUCCGUCUAAAACGGAGUUCGUGUCCAUCGGCGCACAUGACAAGACCCUUAAGUUGUGGCGGUUCGAAAAAGCCAGACCUGAAAAGAAGAACAAGGGCAAGAAGGGAAAUGACACCCAGGAGGAGCAAAAGGAAGAGGAUGAGAUGAUUCUGUUUAAAGAGGCCAAGUCGGCUGAACUACCGGAUAAGGCAACAUGCGUAGCUGUUUGUCAUAACGGCGAUUUUAUCGCUGUCGGAUUAGUCAACCACACGUGUGUGCUGCUUUAUGCAGAUAGUUUGAAAAUUCAUUCUGUUUUGUAUGGGCACUCUCUGCCGAUUACGGACCUGGAUUUCUCUUUGGACUCGUCAAGGUUAGUGACUGCUUCGAUGGAUCGUUAUCUGAAGUUCUGGGAUGUUAAGUUUUCGAAUUUGUUGAAAUCAAUGCCCGCUGGCCGCGAUGGAUAUCCAGCUGGCGUUCGAUUUGUAUUUGACGAGCUGGUGGUCAUGGCCGCGUUGACAGACGGCACUCUGCAGGUUUGGGACGCGCAGGUGGGUACCCGAGUGACUACGAUGCGAGCGGGGAAGGCGGACUGCAGAUGUCUAGCUUUUACGGCGGAGAGUGAAGAGUUGUAUAUAGCCACUGGUGCACGCACGAUUCAACGGUGGUACAAGACGGAAAACCAGAUGUUCUUGGCUGACGAGCAGGAUAAGGAGCAAGCGGACAUGGACAUUCGGGACGCAGCGCGUUCCGACAAAGGCCUGCCCACGAGUGGCGCGAGAGACGUGGUGGUUAGCUCGAGAGCGACGGUCAAAGACACGCAGUCGGUCAAGUCGUUGGAGCGGUUGACGCGUGUGCUGGAGGACUGCGCCAACGACGGACCCUCUGCCAUUUACAAGCUCAUGGGCAUCAGCGCGAACGAAUACCUGCUGCGCUCGCUAGCCACCAUUCCCGCCGAAAGGCUCACGGAGGUGCUUAUUGGCUUACCCUUCACCAUGGCUAAAAACAUCCUCCGUGUUGUGGCCGACGAGCUCGCCAAGUACCGCCAACUCCUCAAACUCAAACCGUCCACCGGCGCUCUGGUCAUGAAACGGGUCGAAGCGUUCAUCAAAGUUUGCCUCACCAUUAUCCACGUCCACCGGAAAUAUCUACUUACAGACUCCGCUGAACGCCACCUCGUCCAAACCCUAGCCGAAGACACCCGCGCCCUGAUCAAUCACGGUCUAGCCGUCACUCGUAGAAACCGAGUCGUCUUCAACUUCCUCGCACAACCCACCGCUUAA